Molecule: messenger RNA, 354 nt
Organism: Trametes versicolor FP-101664 SS1
Lineage: Eukaryota; Fungi; Basidiomycota; Agaricomycetes; Polyporales; Polyporaceae
Exons: 2
Source: RefSeq, a predicted model, not a curated record
AUGUCAGAAAUUUGGCCCCUCUACAUCGUGCACACUCUGGCUGAGGACAAGGAGACGGUGGCCGCGUGGAACUCAGACCUAGACGCUAUACUCAUUUUCGCGGCUCUCUUCUCAGCCGUUUUGACGACAUUCAUCAUCGAGUCGUAUACAAAUUUGCAAGCCGACCCCACCGUCGAGUUGCUGCAAGCCAUCUUGUUCGAGCUACAGGUGACUCGGAACGCAUCUACGGCCCCUGCAUCACCUAUGGGGAAGUUCCAGGUGGCCGCCUCCGCUUUUCGGGUCAACCUCUACUGGUUCACCAGCUUGAUCCUCAGCUUGGCCACUGCUCUCAUCACCAUUCUAGCCAAGCAAUGG